GACGCUCUUUCGAGCAGAUGAAGUGUUCGGUUUAGGCUCAUAGUAAAGCACGUUUUUUGCCUCAUAAUUUAAAAUCCGCUUCGAAUAUGCCCGAUUAUCAAGCAGAGAAAGACAAAGCGAAGCGGUUUCUCGCAGAGUUUUACCUCGACGGAGACAGUGGAAAACACUUCAAAUACGGAGAACAACUCGUUAAAAUUGCCCAUCGUGAACAGGUAGAACUCUUGAUCGAGCUGGAUGAUAUCGCCGAGAUUGAUCCUGAGUUGUCAGAAAACAUUGUGGAAAAUGCACGUCGUUAUAAACAGUUGUUUGAGGAUGCUGUGUUUGAAAUGUUACCGGACUACAAGGAGAGAGAGGUUCAAGUGAAAGAUGCCUUAGAUGUGUAUAUUGAACAUCGUCUUCUGUUGGAGCAGCGGAACAGAAAUGAUACAGAGACAAGAGACCCAAGGAAGAAAUAUCCUCCAGAGCUUCUUAGGAGAUAUGAGGUGUAUUUUAAGCACCUGAGCACACACAAGGGUAGUGCAGUGCGUGAAGUAAAAGCUGACAACAUUGGUAAACUUGUUGUGGUGCGUGGAAUUGUCACAAGGUGCACAGAAGUAAAACCAGUUGUUGAAGUAGCAACAUACACUUGUGAUCAAUGCGGUGCAGAGUCUUAUCAGCCAAUUUCAUCACAAACAUUUAUGCCACUUCUGAUGUGCCCCAGUGAAGAGUGCAAAGUUAACAAGGCUGGUGGUCGUCUUUACCUUCAAACAAGAGGCUCUAAGUUUGUCAAAUUCCAAGAGCUAAAAAUCCAAGAACACAGUGAUCAAGUUCCUGUGGGUAACAUCCCAAGGACUAUGACAGUCGUAGCAAAGGGAGAAACAACUCGGCUUGCAGUACCAGGGGAUCACAUUGCAGCUACAGGAGUGUUCCUUCCUAUGAUGAAGACAGGAUUUAGACAGCUUACUCAGGGAUUGUUAUCAGAAACAUUCUUAGAGGCUCAUAGAAUUGUAAAAAUGAACAAGACAGAAGAUGAUGAACUGGGUGAUGAAGAGCUGAGUGAUGAAGAAAUCAGGGCUUUGUCCGAAGAAGCAGACUUUUAUGACAAGCUGGCCUCGUCACUUGCUCCUGAAAUUUAUGGUCACGAAGAUAUCAAAAAGGCUUUGCUGCUGUUGUUGGUUGGAGGUGUAGACUGUACUCCUCAAGGGAUGAAAAUCAGAGGAAAUAUAAAUAUUCUUCUAAUGGGUGACCCAGGUGUAGCAAAGAGUCAAAUGCUGGGAUACAUUGACAGGCUUGCACCUCGCAGUCAGUACACCACAGGACGUGGAAGCUCAGGAGUAGGUCUCACUGCUGCUGUCAUGAAAGAUCCUCUCACGGGAGAAAUGAUUCUAGAGGGAGGUGCAUUAGUGCUGGCAGACAAGGGAGUCUGUUGUAUUGAUGAAUUUGACAAGAUGAUGGAUUCCGACAGAACUGCAAUCCAUGAGGUUAUGGAACAACAGACUGUCUCCAUUGCCAAGGCUGGAAUCAUGACAAGCCUGAAUGCACGAGUGUCUAUCCUGGCUGCUGCUAAUCCAGCAUAUGGACGAUAUAAUCCAAAGAAAUCUGCAGAACAGAACAUUCAGCUCCCAGCAGCACUGUUGUCAAGAUUUGACUUGCUUUGGCUGAUUCAGGAUAAACCAGAUAGAGAUAAUGACUUAAGAUUAGCACAGCACAUCACAUAUGUCCAUCAGCACAGCUCACACCCUCCAAUGCAGUUUACAUCUUUGGACAUGAACCUCAUGAGGCGUUACAUUGCUGCCUGCAAGGAAAAACAACCUCUGAUCCCUGAGGCUCUUACAGAUUACAUUGUCAGUGCAUAUGUGGAAAUGAGAAAGGAAGCUAGGACCAACAGAGACACAACUUUCACCUCAGCAAGAACACUUCUGGCUGUUCUGCGUCUUGCAACUGCCUUGGCUCGUCUCCGUUUGGCAGAUGUGGUGGAGAAGGAAGAUGUGAAUGAAGCAAUGAGACUUAUGGAAAUGUCUAAGGCUUCCUUAAUUGAAGAUGAAACUAAAACAAGGACUGUAAACCCAGUUGAUGCGAUUUAUGGAAUUAUAAAAGAAAUGGCUGGAGAUGCCAGCAGUGUAAAACUCCCAGACGUACAGCAACGAUGUUUGACAAAGGGCUUCACGCCAGAUCAAUUUGAUGCCUGUCUUGGGGAGUAUGAAGACUUGAAUGUCUGGCAAAUCAAUUCCAACAGGACUAAGAUCACUUUUGUUCAGUGAGAGAGGUUAAAGAGUCCAGAGAGAGUUGGAGUCAAUAUGAGGAGAGUACUGUUCUUGUAUUUGAUAUAUUUUCUCCGUUGACCUGAGAGAUUAGAUACAGUUUGUAUAGGAGAGGAAGCUGUUGUAAAGUGUGCCUUUACCGUUGUACUCAUUGCUAUUUUCAAUGUAUCUCGCAGUUUUGAGCUCUUUUGCUUUAUUUUUAGAUACAAGGAAUCAUUUUUUGUCUCUUGUAAAUAUUCUUUAAAAUUUUUUUGCAUUUGUACAUGUCCAAUACGCUAAUUUUUCAUAAACUUGGCAAGAAAGACUUUUGUUUGUUUAUUUCCUCAAGUCAAAAUAAACGUUUGAAUGUAGCCGUAAGUAUUUAAAAGUCUUGUGUUUCCUUUUUCUAUGUCAGUGAUAAUGUUAAUUUGACAGCUAUUGCAUGUCUUCAACUCCACUCUCUCGAGUUUCAAAUUUUAAAUCAACCCUAUAUUUCCGUUUCUCCUACUCAGUAAUGCAGCA
Stylophora pistillata is the source of this 2741-nucleotide messenger RNA. Its product is annotated as DNA replication licensing factor mcm7. Lineage: Eukaryota; Metazoa; Cnidaria; Anthozoa; Scleractinia; Pocilloporidae. The record is from RefSeq and is a predicted model, not a curated record. Gene Ontology annotation, cellular component: nucleus; MCM complex. Gene Ontology annotation, molecular function: single-stranded DNA helicase activity; ATP binding; single-stranded DNA binding. Gene Ontology annotation, biological process: DNA replication; DNA replication initiation; double-strand break repair via break-induced replication.